Messenger RNA from Tinamus guttatus (white-throated tinamou), 2013 nucleotides. Lineage: Eukaryota; Metazoa; Chordata; Aves; Tinamiformes; Tinamidae. The record is from RefSeq and is a predicted model, not a curated record.
GCUUGCAAUCCUAAAUAUGAAGACUUUGACAAGACUGGUUCAAUAUGUGCCAGCGAGAACAUCAAUAAUACUCUUACACAGUACCGGUGGCUUGUGAGUGCACCCACUGGUCCUGAUGGUAUCACGAGCCCAAUGAAGGAGAUUGACUUUGAUACCUUCUUCACUUCCUCCAAGAUGAUCACUCUAGACUCCAUUUAUUUUCAAGCUGGCUCUCGAGUCCAGUGUGCAGCUCGUGCUGUGAAUUCAGAUGGGAAUGAAGGCCUUGAACUUAUGAGCCCUAUUGUAACUAUAAGCGUGUCAGAAGGUCUUUGUCAACCUCGAAUGUCAGGAGCAGUUGGAGCAGAACCAUUCUCUGCCAAAUUGCGUUAUACUGGCCCAGAAGACCCAGACUACGUCAAUCUCAUCAAACUGACAGUCACGAUGCCGCAUAUUGAUGUUUGUGUAAUGAUUAAGACAAAAAGAUUUGAAGAUGUUUUGGUUCUCAACCUCGUACAGUCCUAUGUAACCCUGAGAGUCCCCUUGUAUGUCUCUUAUGUCUUCCACUCCCCGGUGGGUGUAGGAGGCUGGCAGCAUUUUGACCUUCAGUCCGAGCUCCGGCUGACUUUUGUGUAUGACACUGCCAUCCUGUGGAAGGAUGGGAUCGGGAGCCCACCUGAAGCAGAGCUCCAAGGUUCUCUGUACCCAACCAGCAUGCGAAUCAGCGACGAGGGGCGCUUGGUUGUCAACUUCAAGACUGAAGCCCGGUUUCAUGGUUUGUUUGUGAUGUCCCAUUCUGCUUCACCUCUGACUUCAAUGGUCCUGUCAGCCGAUCACCCAGGCCUGACAUUUAGCCUCAGCCUCAUCCGAAGUGAGCCAACAUACAAUCAGCCCAGACAGCAGUGGAGCUUUGUUUCAGAUUUUGCGGUUCGUGACUAUUCUGGAACCUACACUGUGAAGCUGAUAGCUUGUACCACGGCUCCACAUCAGGAGUACAGCCUGCCGGUGAUAUGCAAUCCCCGAGAGCCCAUCACAUUUGAUCUGGAUAUCCGAUUCCAGCAGGUCAGUGACCCUGUGGCUGCUGAGUUCAGCUUGAAUACCCAGAUGUUUCUCCUUUCCAAGAAGACCCUGUGGCUAUCUGAUGGCUCAAUGGGCUUUGGGCAAGAAAGUGAUGUUGCUUUUGCAGAAGGUGAUAUCAUAUAUGGUCGGGUGAUGGUGGAUCCAGUGCAGAAUCUGGGUGACUCCUUCUACUGUAGCAUCGAAAAGGUUUUCCUGUGCACAGGAGCUGACGGAUAUGUACCCAAGUAUAAUCCAUCCAACACUGAAUAUGGUUGCCUCGCCGAUUCUCCAUCCCUUCUGUACAGAUUUAAGAUUGUGGACAAAGCUCAGCCAGAGACACAAGCCACAAGCUUUGGAAAUGUGCUUUUUAAUGCAAAACUUGCUGUAGAUGACCCUGAAGCAAUUCCUCUAGUUAAACAACCAGGCUCUGAUGGCUUUAAAAUGGAUUCCACUCCCCUAUUUCAGGUAUCCUUGGGUAGGGAGUGGUAUGUCCACACAAUCUACACUGUACGCUCCAAGGAGAAUGCUAACCGUGGGAUUGGCAAGAGAAGCGUGGAGCACCAGUACCACUCUGUGUCCAGUGCUGGGAGCCCGGGAGCAGCUGCGCGGAGGCGGCAGAAGAGGGAUGUUGAAGGAGCUCCAGAGCUUGCAAAAGAUAUUGGUGCAGAAAAGAAACGAGGAACAAACAUACAGCACGUAGCCCUGGACCGCGCCAACAAGAAGCAGGUGCCUCCAAGGGAGGUCGUGGUCAAUGGCGUUCUCCCCAGGGAGCUGAGUAACCCAAGCCCGGAGGUCAGCAUCGUCACAGUCACUGGUGGCACUGCUGCGGUUUUGCUUGCCAUUUGCUUAGUUGCAAUCAUAAUUUUGCUGCUAAAAAGGAGACAAAGUUCUGAGAAGAAAGACGCUACGAAGGAGUCAGGAAGCAGUGAACCAAUGAUGCUGCCGUAUAAUUGUCCCAGCGACAGCUCGGAGGUUUGA